Messenger RNA from Alligator sinensis (Chinese alligator), 3588 nucleotides. It is a transcript of the gene UBASH3B, whose product is annotated as ubiquitin associated and SH3 domain containing B. Lineage: Eukaryota; Metazoa; Chordata; Crocodylia; Alligatoridae. The transcript has 14 exons. Bases 1 to 1911 code for a protein of 636 amino acids. Gene Ontology annotation, cellular component: cytoplasm. Gene Ontology annotation, molecular function: protein tyrosine phosphatase activity; protein binding. Gene Ontology annotation, biological process: collagen-activated tyrosine kinase receptor signaling pathway; negative regulation of signal transduction; negative regulation of protein kinase activity. The record is from RefSeq and is a predicted model, not a curated record.
AUGAACGCUCGGGUCUUGGCUAGGAAAGGCGCUGGCGUAUUGCUCAGACUAGCUGGGGGAAGUAAUCGCUGUUUCUAUUCUUCGCAUCCAGCCUUUACCUGCGUGGCAGUCGUGUCAGGCAAAAAGCACUGGCAUCCACAGGCGGAAGAAGUGUGCAAGCAGCAUGCGACUGGUUGGUUGUUCUCUCAUGUGGGUGACCCCUUUCUUGAUGACCCCCUGCCUCGGGAGUACGUCCUCUACCUGCGUCCUACUGGCCCCUUGUCGCAGAAGCUUUCUGAAUUCUGGCAGCAAUCAAAACAGAUCUGUGGGAAGAACAAAGCUCACAAUAUCUUCCCACACAUCACCCUUUGCCAAUUCUUUAUGUGUGAAGACAGUAAGGUCGAUGCACUCACUGAAGCCUUGCAGGCCACCGUGAUGCGAUGGAAAUGCAAGUUCCCCACUCCUCUGCCUUUGGAGCUCUACACAUCUUCAAACUUCAUUGGGCUUUUUGUCAAGGAGGAGAGUGCUGAGAUCCUCAAGAAGUUUGCUGCAGACUUCGCUGCAGAAGCUGCGACUAAAGCAGAUGCCCAUGUGGAGCCCCAUAAGAAACAGCUGCAUGUGACACUGGCCUAUCACUUCCAAGCAAGCCACUUGCCCACUCUGGAGAAAUUAGCACAGAACAUCGAUGUCAAGCUAGGAUGUGACUGGGUUGCUGCAAUAUUCUCCAGAGAUAUAAGAUUCGUUAAUCAUGAGACGCUGCAAGUGAUCUACCCCUACACCCCGCAGAAUGAUGACGAGCUCGAGCUGGUACCAGGGGAUUUUAUUUUCAUGUCCCCAGUGGAGCAAACUAGUACCAGCGAGGGCUGGAUUUAUGGCACUUCCCUAGCAACUGGCUGUUCUGGGCUGCUGCCCGAGAAUUACAUCACCAAGGCAGAUGAGUGCGGGACCUGGGUGUUUCACGGAUCUUACUCAAUUCUGAAUACAUCUUCCCCAUCCACUCUUGCCUUCAGUGAUGGGAUUCUGGAGAGAAGACAGCAAGACGACCAAGGACCUGGGGACACAGGACCACUUACUAUCAUCUGUCAGAGUAUGCAGCCCCUGAGAGUAACCAGCCAGCCAGGGCCCCAGAAACGGUGCCUUUUUGUCUGCCGGCAUGGGGAGAGAAUGGAUGUAGUGUUUGGAAAGUACUGGCUAUCACAAUGUUUUGAUGCCAAAGGAAGGUACAUACGAACGAACCUGAACGCGCCUCACAGUUUACCUCAAAGAAGCGGUGGUUUUAGGGAUUAUGAAAAAGAUGCACCAAUCACAGUGCUCGGUUGUACACAAGCAAGACUUGUCGGUGAAGCCCUGCUAGAGACUAACACCAUUGUGGACUACAUCUACAGUUCCCCCUCACUGCGUUGUGUACAGACAGCAUACAAUAUUCUUAAAGGUAUGCAACAAGAAAACACUCUGAAGAUUCGAGUAGAGCCAGGCUUGUUCGAGUGGACAAAAUGGGUCUCUGGCACCACGUUACCUGCCUGGAUACCCCCAAUGGAUUUAGCAGCAGCCAAUCUGAGUGUUGAUACAACAUACAGACCUCAUAUACCUGUCAGCAAGUUAGUGGUUUCAGAGUCUUAUGACACCUACAUAGGUAGAAGCUACCAAGUUACAAAAGAAAUCAUCAGUGAAUGUAAAGGCAAAGGAAAUAACAUUUUGAUAGUGGCCCAUGCAUCAUCUCUUGAGGCUUGUACUUGCCAACUCCAGGGGCUCUCGCCUCAGAAUUCCAAGGACUUUGUACAGAUGGUCAGAAAGAUUCCAUACUUGGGCUUCUGUUCCUGCGAAGAACUGGGAGAUACGGGGGUUUGGCAACUUACAGACCCCCCCAUCCUCCCUCUCACACACGGACCGACUGGAGGCUUUAACUGGCGAGAGACCUUAUUGCAAGAAUAGACAAAGCUAAACAAACAAGCAAAACAAUGGCCUUUCUAAGCAUUGGAGAAUGUCUCUUAUAUCUUGUGCUUAUUGACAGUGGAAAAAAUAUAUAUUUGUAACAUUUUAGGUGGAUCACUCAGCUGUUCUAGCAUAUCUCCUGUACAGUCGCAUUCAUGCAAAAAAAAAAAUCUCAUAAAAAACUUAGGUGAAUAGGAAAGGGCUCAAUUAAUGGAAGGAAUAUAAGAGCGUAUAUCCAGGUGCUUGCACUGCAGGGAAUCUCUGUUGGGUCAAGAAUGCAGAGCCUGGAUGCAUUUUUUCCAUCUUAAAAUUGAGCUCAGAUAACAAAUAAUUCUCACUGCCUUCAGCACGAUGUUAGUAACAACUAGGACUGUGAAAAUAGUGAACUUUUGGGGGUUGGGAGUGAGGUUCAGUUGCAAAAUUUUGCAGAAUAUAUUUGCAGUUUUGUUCUGGGCCACAUCGGUACCUUCUUCACUUUCCCCAGAUUGUGCUAAAUAGCAGUUUUGUGUUCCCCCAGGAUACCUAUACACUCAACACAUUCUGUAAGAUAUUCUACCAAGCUAGAAGAAACAGAGCUCAGCAUGCCAUUUGUAGGUAACUUUGAACUAUUCCUGUUCCUUACUGUGUUAGGUGCCUAGAUAUCACACUGGUGGGCAUGUUGCAAAUGCCUGAAGAUAGAUAAAGAUGUACAACGUUGAUCAGUGUCCAAAGAGAAGUCUGAAUCUCAAAGCGGUAAGAGGUUAAGUUCACACACAAAUGACAGGACCAUUUUUGAGUAAAGAACUGGAGCAUUUUUUUUCAAAAUGGGAAUGAAAUAAACAUUAUUCCAGAUGUGAAGGCUUUCGGAUUUCCAUACCUGAAAAUUCACUCCUGUACAUAAAAUGUAAGCAUCACAUAACCACUGAAUUCCACUGAAGACCUCAAAACAGGGUCUUGCUUGAUGCACAGAGGUCUGAAGCUGGACAUCUGCACAGGCAUGAAUUUCACUCCUUUCUGGAUAUUUCGCGUAGCCCUAGCUUAAGCAGUCUUCUCUGAGGAUCAUUACAAGGUCAAAAAGAUAAGCUGUACAUUCAGAUCGGGUUGAUUACUUUGCUUCCUUUUCUUUACUGUUUAUGUGCUAUCUGUCUGGAAUACAAAGCAGAGCGGAGAAGCAGUUCAUUGUAAUAAAGAAAUUGAAACACUAGACCCAUUAGGAUGCUACUUUUUCAUACUGAGCUAACAUCUUGAUCUCAUUGAAGCACAGGAACUGCCAACAUAAAUCAAACCAGUGAUCCUUUUAGUCCAGCAUCCUGUCUCUGGCAGUGGCCAGCACCAGCUGCUUCAGAGGAGGAUGCAAGUGGGCGGUUAUGGGAUAAGCUGCUACCAGAGAAAAUGUCUUCGACUCCCAAUAAUUUGACUGGCUUAUGCAUAAGAGUCCUAAAACUUUUUGAAACAACAUUUGUUACUUUGGACCCCAGUUCAGGACAGUGCUUAAGAUCAUGUUUAAAUUGAACUAAAUUGGACUUCGGCACACAGGAAAACAUAUGCUUUUUUCAGAAUUGGGACAUCAUUCUGUCUAUUUUUUCUAUCCAUAUAUAUUAUUAGGUUGAGGGUUUUUAAGCCCUGCCAAGCUUUUAGGCUUGACCAUGAGGGGGAAAAAAAAAAAAAAAAAAAAAAAAAAAAAUCACGUUAACUUCA